Messenger RNA from Drosophila gunungcola (fruit fly), 2349 nucleotides. RefSeq names its product kanadaptin. Bases 85 to 2223 code for a protein of 712 amino acids. The transcript is spliced from 3 exons. Gene Ontology annotation, molecular function: protein binding; mRNA binding. The record is from RefSeq and is a predicted model, not a curated record. NCBI's taxonomy places the organism in Eukaryota, Metazoa, Arthropoda, Insecta, Diptera, Drosophilidae.
CCCACUGCGCUGAGAAUCAGCUGCGGACUUCGCGAAAAUUUGUUUACUCCUCGGAAAAUUAACAUAUUUCACACAACCGUCAGCAUGAACGAGUUCAAAGUGCCCGCUCCACUGCCCAAACCCAAGGUGAUCAUCACGGAGAAGCCGCGCUCCGAAGUUCCCGCGGAGCCGCCACCUCCGCCACCGAAGAGUCCCAAAGCCCCCAAAUCCUCGCCAGCGGCCGUCUGCCCGUACAAGGUGCCCAAGUGGUCUGCCCCGCCAGCCGGCGACCAGAACUACAGCUUCGAGGUGCUCAAAUCCGGUCAGAUCAUCGACACGGUGCGCCAGCUGCAGCAACAGGCGGUGUGGACCUUCGGCCGCUUGCCAGAGAACGAUGUGCCCGCCGCCCAUCCGACGAUCUCGCGCUUCCACGUGGUGCUGCAGUACAAGCCCAAGGAGCCGCCAAAGCCGGACUUCGAGGAAGGAGAGGCGGCCGAAGACCAGGAGGAGGAGCUGGCCAGGAACGAGCAGCCGGAGGGCUGGUACAUCUACGACAUGGGCAGCACACACGGCACCUUUCUGAACAAACAGCGCGUGCCGCCCAAGGUCUACAUCCGGAUGCGGGUCGGCCACAUGCUCAAGCUGGGCGGCAGCACCCGCGUCUACAUCCUGCAGGGUCCCGGCGAGGAUGAGGAGCCCGAGUCGGAGCUCUCCGUUACCGAGCUGCGCCAGAAGCGGGAGAAGGAGCUGGCCGACGCAGCGGUGGAGCGGGAAAUACGGCUGCUGCAGGCCGAGGAGCGGGAGCGCAACGAGGGCGUCAGCUGGGGCAUGGGCGACGACGCCGACGAGGAGACGGAUCUCAGCCACAAUCCCUAUGCCAGUACCAACAACGAGGAGCUCUUCUUCGACGACCCAAAGAAGACCCUGCGCGGCUUCUUCGAGCGCGAGGGUCUCAAUCUGGAGUACAGGUGCGAUGAGCUGUCCUCCGGUUCCUUCGUCUGCAGGGUGGAGCUGCCGCUGGAUGACUCCAAUGGCAGACCCAUCACUGUGGAGGUCAACCACAAGGGCCGCAAGAAGGACUGUGUGGUGCAGUGCGCCCUGGAGGCUUGUCGCACGCUGGACAGGCACGGUGUGCUGCGUCAGGCCAACCAGGAGGCACAAAAGCGGAAGAUUAUCAAGCCUGGGGACUCGGACGACGAGGAUGAGUUUUGGGAUCGCACUGGUGACGUAGCGCGCAAGAAGCAGCGCAAGGAGAACACAGGUGCCAGCGUUACUCUCACCUACGAGGAUUUGCUAAAACAGGAGGUUGAACUCAACUUGGAAAUGGAAAAGGUGGAACUGGAAAUCGCAUCUUACCAGCAAAAGGAGAAAAAGUUAAAAGAGAUGGCCGUCAAACAGCAAUCUGAGGGCGAUGAUCUGGACAACUUCAUGGACAUGCUGACCGACGAUGUUGAGCAGCUGGAUAAGACGGAGAUCAAAAAGCUAAGGUUGGAGCAGCAACGGCUCAAGGGCGAGCAGCAAAAGAUUGAACGCCUCUUGAGGAUUGCCAAGCCAACGGCUCUGCCCUUCGCCACAAGCAGUGCCACAGCCACCAAGGAUUCUUUCGGCCAGGAGAGCAGUGCAGCCCGGAAGCAGCUGCCCAUGAUUGGCAAGCGGAAUCAGUUCAGCAAAUUCAAGGUGGUCAGGGCGCCGCCAAGCACACAGACUAAGCCCCAAUCAAAUGCAUUUGCCUCGGACGAGGAGGAAGUCGAGGAGGAAGAGCCCCAUGAUAAGAAGACGCACGUUUUGGAGGAGGGAGUGGCGGAGGCGGAACAGGAAGCUGUGGCAAAGCCACCGACUCCAGAGAUUGAGAGCUUGCAGGAAAGCAAAUCUCCUGCCGAAACGGAAGAGAGCAAACCAACAAACGCUGAAGCGGAAGUCUUAGAACCAGACAACUUGAAGUCAACAAAAGUUACAGCGGAAACUUUAGCAGCUCCCAGCGACACUGUUGCUUCAACGAAGGCAGCAGAAGCGAUGGAAGACGCCACCACGCCAGCAUACGAAUCCCCGGAACCGGGAGCAGAGGAAGCGCAGAAAAAGCGACGCCAGCGCCAGCGACAGCGCAACAAGCAGCGGCAGGAUGUGGACAUGGACCUGGACGAGCUGGCCGAGCACGAAGACAGCGAGAAGUACGCCAAGUGGGUGCCGCCGUCCAAUCAGAGCGGUGACGGCAUCACCCAUUUGAAUGAAAAGUUCGGCUACUAGCGCAGCGGUAGCAGUAGCGUUGGAAUACUUCAAAUAUUCAAUUUAGGAAUACUUUUUAAAACUAGUCUAGACCUGUAAUUGAUGUAUUCUUUAAGACCCUCUCAAUGUAACUUUGUAAAUGUUAAA